This is a messenger RNA of Drosophila hydei, 1286 nucleotides long. RefSeq lists its product as uncharacterized. The transcript is spliced from 3 exons. NCBI's taxonomy places the organism in Eukaryota, Metazoa, Arthropoda, Insecta, Diptera, Drosophilidae. The coding region runs from base 257 to 769 and encodes 170 amino acids. The record is from RefSeq and is a predicted model, not a curated record.
AUACAGUUCUAUCAUUUUAGAGGCUCACGUUGAGCGGCUAACAUCGUUUUUCGGCUUCAAAAUUUAAAACGAAAUUAAAUUGUAUGUAAUCUACGAAAUUUUACUGAUUUUUUAAAUAUUAUAUUCUAAAUCUAAGACAAUGGUCGCCUUUUAGAUUAUUUAUAUUUUGGGUAAUGUUUCGACCCCAUUUUCGGCCUCCAAAUUAUUUUAUAUAUGAAUUUUCUUCGAGACGCUGUGUUUUUUGUUUAUUUUUCUAAUGGCGGUGCUCAAUAAUCUUAAGAAACAUUCCGGUAGCAAUGAGGAGCCCGAAACCUUUGUCGGGUUUUGCAAAGUAAUUGUGCAGGAGCUACUCAUAUUUUUGAUAUGUUUUUCGAUGUCGGCUCUGGUUUUCGUACUGUUCUUCUCGGCGUUCAAUGGCUUGACUGCUAAGAACCUUACGCGUCGACCGCACUCGUACGGAAACUGUUUGUGGCCCGAGGAAUGGUGCCGCGUCUUCAACAAAAAGGGUGGCCUGGGACAGAUGCAGAGCUAUCGCACCGACCAACAGUCGCUUUCGAAAGCUAGCGGCGAUCAGAAAAAGAUUGCUCCGUGUCAGUGCCAUUGGCCCCCAGCUUGGUGUCGCGUACUCUACAACUGCGAAAAAGUCUCGCAAGAUAUCAGACGGCCUACGCAAAGUCCCGAACAGACAGAGGAGUUCAUGUUACACGAAGUCCAGUUGCCAACGGCAAGGCCUGUACAUGGAGAAUCCACUACGGGGGUAAACGAUUAACUGGAUAAUCUCUCGGAACAUACUAGCGUAAAAGACCUAUAUAUUUUUUCUGGAACUUUUUCGAACACUCAAAUUGCGUUUAGCUCAACACGAUAUUUUGUCAUUCAAAUUCAGCAAGUUUGAUUUAUUCAAUGGAUGCAUCCAUAACAAUAACUGAACCGUCGGGUCGUUCCUGAUUUGUUUAUCUAUAUGUAAUAUAUAUGCCACCGGGCAAAUGUCUCGUCAAGAUCCCGGGUCAAUUUGGACAUGAAUCCCCCUUACAACAUUUUCUAGCAACAUUCCAAUUUCCAAACUAUGAGACAAGCUUCAGGCAACUCUCAAAUGGUAUAGCUUUAUCUGACACACAUCGUACAAUCUAUUUAAUAGAUUUCAUGACUGCCUAAGAUGCACAAUCUUAGCGAAAUGGAUAUCGAAAAAUCAAUGUUGCCUAUUUUCUAGGCACAGCUGUAAUAUUCUUGUUUGGCAAUCGAAACGCAAAUAUUAAAUAAAGUGAUCAAUUUUACAUGAAACUCUCAAA